GUUACUAAACCUUCUCCCCGUAACCCCAGAGACUAAUACCGCGGGCGGGACACUGCGAGUCUCUCUCCAUCGGUGCCGGGUCUCUCAGUGGCUGCACUAGAACCGUGUCGCAAGGGCGGCUGAGCGGAAGUUUUCUCGGUUUCAACACCUGUGGGAGCCCCGCGGGCUGACAGAAGGGCAGCGGGGGAGGCGUGUGCGCUGGGCAGGAGCAGUGGGCUGGCGCCACUCAUUUCCUAGGGUGAGGAGGAACUGGAUUUUUAGCAGCAAUCUGCAGCAGUAGCUGCCAGCUAAAUUGAGAUUCCCACUGAAUAUCCAUGUCAGCACUCAGACUGGUUUGGUUGAAGCAGAAUUUUAAUAUUGUCACGAUGCUACAAAGCACACAUCAAAGGAAAUGUAGUAGGUAAGGAAAAAUAGGAAAUAUUGGACAUUCGCCAGUGAAAGGUAUUUGGUAAUGUAAAAUGGAGCAAAGGAUGAAAUGAAGUUGAAUCAUAAUAUCAAAAAAAAGGAAUGAAAACUUGUUGGGAAAACAUCAGCAGAUUUUGAUCUACCAAAACCAAACAUCAGCAUUAACUGUCGGAGUGUUGUACAAGGAAAUUAAGGAACUAGGCAAUCCUGAUGACCCUGUAGGGAAUUUGGAUUCCUCCAUGUGCACCAAAAGGACGAUAAUAACAAGAUCGCACUCUAAAUCAUACCAACGUAAACAUCACUGACUUAAGAAUCAAGAGAGCAAUACGUGCCCCAGGGUGACAAUGGUUUCAACAAAGGCAUUAAUCACCAAGACAACAGAGCAGUCCUGUAUCCCAGCAGGUGAUAUGAAUUUCUAUUGCUGAUACCAGCUAUAACCUUCACAACAUUAGCAAAAACUUUAUGAUGAAGGAUGCGAAACACUGCAAUUCAAGAUGUUGACUCAAAAUUAUGCCUUUUGAAAAUGAUGGGGGAAGAAGGACCUCAAGUAUUGAGAGCAGAAGGAGGAGGAGUUGAAGAAAGCCUCUCAAGCCUACUCCACCAUUCUAUAUCAUAAAUGAAUUAUCCUUUCCACUUCAUCUAAACUCCAUAGUCCAAAGUUACCUUCAUAGUCCAAAGUUCUAUUGAUCUUAACUUUGAAUGUAAUAAAACACUGAAGAUCUACAACCCUUCAUAUGGUGAAUUCCAGAGAUUUACAGCUUCUGAGUAAAGAAAGCUUGCUAUUUGGCUAUUGUCUCCAUGUUCUGUAAUCCUACGCUUUCCAGGCAGACAAAAUAACCCUCUGGCAUCUACCUCAGAACUUUUUCUCUAUUUUUGUCAGAUUGCUCAUAAUUCUCCUGCUAAAUUCCAGUGAGGAUUGUCCCAUCCUUCUCAAUGUGUCCACAAACAGAUUGGGAGAGCUGUCCUACUCUGGACAAUUCCAUCCCUCCUCCCAAGGGCUCAAUCCUCUUUAAGGUAUAAAAAUUGAAACCAUACAAAAUAAAGGUGUGGUCUUAUCAAAGCUCUCUACAUUUUAUCUAUUACUGGCUGCACCUACAUGCAAAUAUUUUUGUUUCAUAAUGCUCUGUUCCAACAUUUAUUAAUUUCUCACCAUCUAAAAUAUGCAAACCUCACAAUUGCCCUGAUAUUACCGCAUUUGGCCUUUCUCUUGUCCACUCACUUUAGUUGUCUAAGCCUCUUUGCAGACAUUUUGCAUGUCUGCAGCUUGCCUUUCUGUUUAUCUUUGUAUUCAGCAGAUUAAUUGCAGGGGUGGAGGAGAAACUAUAGAAGACCUGUUUUAUGGCUGGACCUGUGCCAUCAUUAGGGUGUAUCUGAACAGAGGGGUCAGAGUUUAUCAGUAACAAUUAGGUAAAGCCAGGGGAAGAAAUGUCGUAUUAAUAUUAUGAAGACCUGUAGCACCAAGUCGAGAGCCUGAAGAACAGGGAAAGAGAAGAUGUUUUGGUGUUAUAGGAAAGUUAAUUGGCUGAAUCUAAGCUUCAAGUUGGUACAUUCACUUCACAAAGGUCAAAGACGUCAGCCAAUAUUCCUCAAGAAUGGCCCCUGAAGAGAAUUGGAAGCAGCAGUGCCCUUUCAUGAAUAAAUGCUUAGAACUAAGGAAUACUACAAAGACUCAUUUCUGGUUUAAGUUGUCCAUAUGCCUUUUGAUUUCACUGAAGUUGGUUACUUUGAUGACAUUAAUGCUUUACUACAGCUACAAAGGUGAUGCACAAUUUCAGGCUGUGAAGUACAAGAUGGCCAAUCACAUCAAGUGCCCAGCCACUGACAUCAAUUAUGGGAGAAAUGUUUCCUCUCUUACUGAAAGUAAUACAACUAUUUUCUUUGUGGAGACCUCCAAACGAACCAACCCAACAUUUCUGACCAUGUGUUCUGUGGAAUCUGCUGCAAGGUCUCACCCAACAACCAAAGUUGUCUUUUUUAUGAAGGGGCUUACAGCGAGAAGUAGUACACAAGCCCUAGGAAUUUCUCUAUUGAACUGCUUUCCGAAUGUUGAGAUCAAGCCAAUAGAUUUAAAUGAGAUUUUUGCAGAUACUCCAUUGUCUUUCUGGUAUUCGCAACUGAACCCAUGGUGGCAACCCUAUCUCAUAACAACUAUCGCUGAUGCCACCAGGCUUGCCAUAAUGUGGAAAUAUGGUGGAAUUUACUUGGACACUGAUAUUAUUGUUCUUAAAAAUCUGCUAAAUCUCACCAAUAGCAUUGGGAGAGAACAACGAUAUUUAGUAAAUACAGCCUUUUUGGCUUUUAAUCAGCACCAUGACUUUAUUGGCCGUUGUUUGAAGGACUUUGUUGAACACUUUAAUGGCUGGAUCUGGGGUCACCAGGGGCCUCAGUUGGUAACUAGAGUUCUUAAAAAGUGGUGUCGAACGAACAGUGUAACCAAGAUACAACAAUGCAAAGGAGUGAAAAUGCUAUCUCCUGAGGCUUUUUAUCCAAUCCGUUGGCAGGACUGGAAAAAGUACUUUGAGGUAGUAAGUAAGUCAGAGGCUCAAGAGUUACUGAAGAAUUCUUAUGCCGUGCAUAUAUGGAACAAAAAGAGUCAUGGAACUGGAUUUCGGACAGGAUCCAAAGUGAUGAUUGACCAGCUCAGCUCAGUCUACUGUCCACUCUCAUACAAAAUAAUGAGCUGGCAAGAAAAUGUAUAACACUGAUAAGAAAUUAUUAUUACUUUAAGGACAUUAGUAUUCAAAUCAGAUUUAAAAUUUAAACCAAAAUGAUGCAUUUGAUUGCAGGUGAAAUCUGCAAGGUUGACCUUAGGUAUUUUUCAAAGUUGUGUUCCAUUUGUUGUUUUCCUGUCUAUUAAUUGAUUGCCCGUUAAUCUCGUGUGUGUAACUUUGGCAAUAAAUGGUAUACCUCGGCAAAACUAAAUUUGGUGUUUAAGAAGAGCUUCAAAUAUUUGAGACAUUUCAAACUCAUUGACAAAUUUUAAUGCUUUAAUGAAUGUCUUUACCUGGAUUUUGAUACUGAGCUUGCAGUUUCUUGUGUGCUUAACUUGCAGAGCAUGUGAAGUAAUCCACAAAUCUAUCUCGUGCUUUAUUAUAAAAUGUCUUAAUACCCACUACUUUCUUUUGGGUAGAGAAUCACAAAAAUUCUUCCACAUUUGUCUUAAAUAUGCAUUUCUUAACACUGAAAUGAGCUUCCUUGUACUUCAUUCCCCUGCUGGGGAAGGUAUCCUCACACCACCACUUGUUUAAACCCCUUCAGAAGCUUAUGGGUCAAUGAAAUUGCCUCUCAUUCUUUUAAACUCCAGUGACUAUAGGCUCAACCUUCCCUUGUAAGGUAACCCUUUAUACCUAUAAUCUAUCUAGUGAACUUUCUCCCUACUAUCUCCAAGGCAGGUGAGGUUUCACUAAAAACCUCUAUUUUUCACUAAUAAUAAACUUUUACUACUUAAGUCCUCCAUAGACUUUGCAAUAAAGACCAACUUUCCAUUUGCUGCCUUAGUUACUUGUUUAUCUGUACACAGCUUUGUCUCUCUUGAACAUGGACACUAAGAUGACUCUAAAUGACAAUAUUUAUUCAUCUUGUGUUUUUAAAUAACUAUUCUUUGUCCUACUGUAAGGAGAGAAUUACAUUUUCCACAAGUCAUUUGAUUCCUCCAUAGGUUCAAAAGUGUGAGACACAAAAUGGUAUCAGCUUGGAAUAUGGGGAAUGUUUUAAGAACAUUCCAGAGUCCUGGUAUCCAGCCUUGAGAGUUGAUAAUGGUGAAUGAAGCCUGCAAAAACCUUAAGUCUCUGUCUUAAAGUUAUGUGCCUAGGCCGAAGUUCACUAGAGAUAAAGAUACAGCCUCGUACCAUGGUAACAUGCCGGGGUUGGGGGUUUUGAAAGGUAUAAAAGAGAGGCUGCUACUUUGUGCAAAUCAGAAUCUUGCUUUAGGCUGGAGUUACGACCAGUGCUAAGAGACAGAUUGAUGCAAGGCAGAGAGAGAAAACUGUAGAAGAGGUUGUUGGACACUUGGGGUUCACUCCAGCAUUGUAUUAGAUUAGUUUAUUGAUUGAUUGGUUAAUAAGUAUUCUUUCCUUCUGUAUUUUAGUGGUGGUUAAUGAGUCGUCUUUAUAUAACCCGAAUAAAAUAGUUUUUUUAUAUAACCUUCAACACCUGUAUAGUACAUUUUGUUUGCAAAUACCCAUUGCUGCUGAAUCAGGAAAGAACAAGGAACUAGUUUUAAACUAUUUCGUUACACCUACCAAAGUAGA
Messenger RNA from Pristis pectinata (smalltooth sawfish), 4655 nucleotides. RefSeq names its product lactosylceramide 4-alpha-galactosyltransferase-like. Gene Ontology annotation, biological process: protein O-linked glycosylation. Bases 1998 to 3104 code for a protein of 368 amino acids. NCBI's taxonomy places the organism in Eukaryota, Metazoa, Chordata, Chondrichthyes, Rhinopristiformes, Pristidae. The transcript is spliced from 3 exons. The record is from RefSeq and is a predicted model, not a curated record. Gene Ontology annotation, molecular function: acetylglucosaminyltransferase activity.